This is a messenger RNA of Spirodela intermedia, 4364 nucleotides long. The record is from the annotation of a GenBank genome assembly. Lineage: Eukaryota; Viridiplantae; Streptophyta; Magnoliopsida; Alismatales; Araceae.
AUGGAAGAAGGGGGAUUCCACCCAAGUGCUGACACCGGCCUCGAAGGUACGCCCUGCACUACUCCUUCUGAUCACCGCCCCCCUCUUCCCUUUUUCACGCCCCCCGCUGUUUUUGUUUCUGUCUGCCCCUUCUUGUCUCUUUGUUCAUCCGGAGUGCGCCGACGCCUUUAUUUUUAAAUUUCAACCUGUGAUGUUCUCGUGGAGCACGCGGCCUCGCUUGCAAAUUUUGGGGGAAGUAGUGCGGGACUAAUUGUCACGGAGUUUCUGAUGGAAUUCUCGACAUUGGAAUAUACUAGAUUCCAUGUGGCAAUUGUCAUUUGGUGGUGGCGGCAGCAACAAAUCUGCGUAUCCAGAGAGGCCUGGAGAGCCUGAAUGCAACUACUAUAUGCGUACUGGGCGGUGCGACUUUGGCGAUAAGUGUCGCUUCAAUCAUCCCCGCAACCGUGUGGUAAAUGUUUUACCUUUUAUGAAACCCUUUCACCCCUUUGAUAAUGUAUGUAAUUUUUCCUCCUAUUAGUGGCUUUUAUUCUUCCCAUGAUAUCACUUUAAGAAGUUGUUGAAUGAUCCGAGUCAUAGGGGCUCUCGCAAAUCACAGAAUGAAAACUCCCUGGAUUUGCAUUCAUGUAGGUUUUGCAUUCAUGUAGGUUUUUCUGGUUUUUUAAUCUAAUGGCGUGUGGAAUUAUCUCAGAUAAAUGCAGCUGCAAGUCCAGGAGUGGAAUAUCCCGAAAGAGUGGGUCAGCCAGUAUGCCAGGUAUGGCUUCCAAACCCUUUUCUUUCACUGCGUUUGGAUUUUGGGGUGGUGGACUGAUGCGCAGUCUCUUAUGACAUAGGUUUGAUCGCCCACUUUUAGUAUUUAUUUUGUUGCCAAAAAGGAAGGAUACUAGUAAUGUGAAAACCCUGAAAACUCUCUUUUCUAUGCUCUCUUUUCUUAUGUGCAGUAUUUUUUGAAGACUGGGAGCUGCAAAUUCGGAGCCACUUGCAAGUAUCACCACCCAAGGCCGGAAGAAGCUGUUAGCCCGGUUCAGCUAAACAUCUUUGGAUAUCCCAUGCGCAAAGUUUGUAAUCACUCCAUUACUUUGCUUCUAAUUCUUCAUUUAUUUAUAACUAUUCCGUCAUUUCUUUGGGCGCUGCUUCUUGGUACCGUUUGUGACUGUUGAACAAAUGCAGGGGGAGAAAGAGUGCUCUUACUAUAUGAAAAAUGGGAAUUGCAAGUUUGGUGUAGCCUGUAAAUUCCACCACCCGCAGCCUGCCUUCACAUCAGCGCAUGAACCCGCGUAUCCAUUUUAUCCAUCAUUGUUGUCACCUUAUCAACUCUCAACAAUGGCCAGCUGGCAAGGAGCAAGGACUCUCCCACUGAGUUCGGGGUCCUACGUACCAGGGCCUUAUGGGCCUGUAUUUAUCCCUACAGAGACGAUUCCAGUCCCCGGAUGGGGUCCCUACGUGGUUGGCUUAGUUCUGUUGGAUCCAUUUCUUUCUCCUCAUUAAAUUACUGUGACAGGUUCUGAAGAGGUUAAGUUGACAAUUUAUUCCUUUUUUAUUUUCUUAUUUUUUAUCUUGUAGCCUCCAGUUAACCCAGUUGUGCCUCCCAAGAGCCGACCCACUGAUGAAGAAGGUUCGCUCUAUGGAUUAUCCCACCAGCUAUCUCCAUCUGCUCCUGCAUACAGACGAACUUAUCAACCAGCACCGCCCUUUUCUUCGCCUCCAAAUAAUGGCCAGCGAGAACAGUUAUUACCAGAGAGACCUGAUCAACCAGAAUGUCAGUACUACAAGAAGACAGGGCAGUGUAAAUUUGGAUCCACUUGUAAAUUUCAUCAUCCACCAGAGAAGAUCAUCCCGAAGGCCAGUUAUUUCUUAAAUCCAGUGGGCCUACCUCUUCGACCGGUAUGUAUGAUCAUGUACCCUUUCAUUAUUAAUAUUUCUAAGUCACUCAACCAUAUCUGUGAACUCGUAUUUAUUAAUGUGCGUCCACAAGAUUGUGGACUUCGCUUCUAUCAUGUUAUUUGCUCAUAUGGAAUGGAGUCAAAAGUUUUUUUCUGUUCAGUUUCAUUUGCAAAUCGUCAAAAAUCAAAUUCUCAAUAUCAGUGAGAAUUCCAUGCUCCAAAACAAUGUAUCUUUGGCAUAUGAACGUGCUAAAAAAUUACUUCAUAGAUCUUCAUGGCAAGAAGCAUCGUGUUUCACUCAAAACUUGAAAAUCUUCGUUUUAGUUAGUUGGGAGGAUCACCGUUAACAUUCAACCAUAUAUUAGCUAGGUGUGAUUCUAUAAAUGUGAGGAUCACUCCUAUGCUUUUGUGACUGGUAUCGUUUUCCAUCCUUCCUGAAUUGUGGAUAUCCUUUCCCAUUGCUGCCCUACUUUGCUCUGAAAGAGAUUCUUCUCUAAGAUAUAAUGAUCCAGCAAUUGUCUCUGCUGUACUAAUAAAUUUUUUUCUUGCACAACAGAUCCGUCAUCUUUGUUCAACAUUCUGUCCUCUAUCUUUCCCCUUUUGACAUUUCUUGAAUUUUUAAUUGACCGAAUCAUUAUGUAUGGAUAAAGGAAUUUAUAAAAAAUAGGCCGGGUAGUAUCAUUGUACUGACUUCGACUGACUUGGCUUUCGUAUCAUUAUAUAUUCGUUCACUCAGUGAUUCUGCUGGCCCUAAUUUGCACUGGAGAUCGAAAUUUCCAAUAGCCAAUCUAACCACCACAAGUUGCGCUGAAUUGCUUCUGGUCUGUGUCAUAAUUUAGUGUUCCAUCUAUUUGCCAUAUUUGUCACUUAUCCAAACUUAUGCAAAACUUUAUUUUUCUCUUCCUGUUGGUUUUUGGUUCAGAACAGGGCAUCUUAUCUCUUGAAUGGUAUGAUCUUUUUCCCGAAGGAGCUAUAUGAACAUUUGUUAUUCACAUUUCCGUGGAUCAUAUUUUACAGUAUUUGAUGCUGUGUAGCUAAGGAAAUAUUGACUUUGAUUUUUCUUUUUUGGACCUUGGUACCUGUGUUUCUUUAAACCAUUAUUCCCUAGCCAUCUUCAUCGCAAGGUUGUCAUUUUAUUUCUACAUGUCUUACCCUGGUUCUUCGCUUGGUUUUAUGUGUUAUUCCCUCCCAGUUGAGAUAAUCUUUUGAGCUGAUUAAUUUUAAAUAAAUGUGUAUACACUAGAAUCAAAUGUACUAAAACAAUCACCACAGAGAUGCUGUGAAAAACGCAGAAUAAUUCAAUGUGUACGUCUUUCAGUUUUUAUUGCUGAUUACAUAGGAGAGCAUAUGCCUUUACUGCCAAGUCAAUCAUGGUUGGCCACAGAAUAGUGUUUAAGAUUUCAUUCGACUUAUCAUCCAUUCCACAGGAAAACAACGAGUUGCCCCUAAUUCAUUCGUGACAACUUCCACUGUGAUCUACCUGCAUUUUCAAUUCCUUCUCAUGUGGAGGAAGUUAACUGCGUGCUUUAAAUAAAUCUCAAAUAUGUACCCUGCUUCAGAAUUUUCCCUAACCUUAUUCCUACAUCUUACAUAUUAAAAUUAAUAUAAUGUUGGCUUGCAUCCUUGACCUUUUCUUCUUAAGGAGGAUCCCAUUUCUGCAGCCUUAUGCCCUGUUCAAGUACUCCUCUAUCAUGGUGUUUGAUACUUAUUUGAAGGAAAUUGUCAAUAAAGGUUUAGAGCCAUUCUGUGUUAAAAUUUUAUUGGAAAAUUUAUAAUUUCCCCAACUUUUUCUCUACUUCUUAUGUAUGAUAUGGGUGAUAUAUUUCCAGGAUUGUAUUUCAUAUUCGAAUGAACCUUGUAAUCGUAAGAAAGUGGGCUUUUUAGCUAUGGGCCUAGCAAAAGAAAAAACAAGAUAGGUUCCUGGAGGAUUCCCCUCUUCAAAAUCGUCAAAUUACAUCUAGGCGGAAACUAUGAAAAUGAUUCACUUUGAAGCCCCCAUUUCUAGGAGGAAACUCUUCAAAUAUAUAUAAGUGAACUGUUGUACUCAAUAUAAAAAUUUUGUGAUUUUUUUUUGAUAUAUUCUUGUUUAUGUUCUGUGGGCUCGAAAUUUAUGCUCCAAUCAGCAUUUUGUUAAUUAUUUUUUCUGACUAUUUUUUGAAUGAAAUUCUCAAACAGGGGGCUCCGUACUGCAUUUUCUUCGCUCAACAUGGGGUAUGCAAGUUCGGUCCUUCUUGCAAGUUUGAUCAUCCGAUGGGAACCCUAAGUUACAGCCCAUCAACAUCUUCUCUCGUCGACAUGUCUGUGAAUCCAUCCUUAUUUUCUACUGGUCUAAGGCACGGGGUUUCACCCAAUACCGCAUUUAGUAUUUCCACGCUUUCUCAUUCCUCCAUGCAAGCUCCUCUUCCUCAGAUUUCUACUCCAAGUAGCAACAGCUGCAAUGGCCCUGCUGGUGAGGGCACCACAUCUGGUAUAGAAACGCAGUGA